Messenger RNA from Centropristis striata (black sea bass), 2387 nucleotides. RefSeq lists its product as uncharacterized. The transcript has 2 exons. The record is from RefSeq and is a predicted model, not a curated record. The coding region runs from base 177 to 1637 and encodes 486 amino acids. NCBI's taxonomy places the organism in Eukaryota, Metazoa, Chordata, Actinopteri, Perciformes, Serranidae.
GCCGGAUCAUGGCCGUAAGGUACACUUAAUCGUGCCCAGGCUGUGUAAAAAAGGAGGGCACCCACUUUUGGCGCGACCCCUGCAUUAACAGUAAGAAUCGAGGUGUCGCCAUAUUGGCAGGAAAGCGUGAGCUGUGCAGACUGCUGCUAGGAGGGAACCAGUAUCUUCGCCUGAACAUGGUUGAUAGCUGCUGUGCGCCGGGGUGCCGAAACAGUCGAAAGCAUUCAAAAGGGAAAUCAUUUUAUCGGAUUCCUAAAAAUCCUGAAAGACGAAACAAAUGGAUAGCUGCAAUAAGACAUGCCAGAACUGAACAGAGGAAAACUAAGUAUUGGGAACCCAAAGGCGAUGGGUUCCGCUUAUGUAGUGACCACUUUAUAUCCGGAAAAAAGAGUGAAAAUCCUCGGUUACCCGACUACGUCCCGUCUAUCUUCAAACAUGAUGCCAAAUCAUCCCAGAGGAAAGAAUGCAGGAUCCCAAAGAAGAGCAGAGCAAAUAAGUCAUUAGCUGCAGCAGAAAUCCCUUCAACAGAUUCUCCCCAAGACCAGAUCAUCGCGGGAGAAUCUCCUGCGAGGGAGUCUACCCAUCGAGAACUUGAAAGUGAAUUCCAGCUUAAUCCUGAUCAUCAUGAACAUUCAACCUCUUCACCAUGUUGCAGUGAAAAUUGUAAGAAUCAGACUGUAUCUCUCACAGUUGAAUGCAAAGCUCUGAGCGCUGAAAAUGUGUUGUUGAAUGAAAAAAUGGAAAGAACUGAACUGAAUGAGAUGAGUUUACGAAACUAUGAUAAAAAGGUAAAUAGUCUCACUGGUUUACCAACAUAUUCGCUAUUGAUGGCAGUUUUUCAGUUUGUAGGUCCCCAUCUCAAACCUAGGUUUGGCCUAACAUCAUUUCAGCAGUGGAUGCUGGCUUUAAUUAAGCUCAGAUUGAAUUUGACCUUUGACUUUUUGGCAUAUUAUUUUGACAUUGAUCCGACCAGUGUCUCAAAGGUUUUUAGACACUGUAUUAGUGUAAUGUAUUGCAGAUUAGUAUCAAGUCUAGUUCAAUGGCCUGCUCGGGAAUCCUUAAUCAAAUCUCUUCCACAUGCAUUUAGGAACAGUAACUUUGAAAAAGCAGUGUGCAUUAUUGACUUUUUUAAAAUACGUAUUGAGAAACCAAAAAAGGCAUUAGCUAGUUCUCAGUGUAAUUCAAGAUACAAGCAACAGCAUACAAUGAAAUAUUUAAUUGCCAUUUUCCCACAAGGUUCCAUUUGUUUUAUAUCAAAUGGAUGGGGGGGUCGCACAAGUGAUAAGUUUAUCACAGAGCAAAGUGAUUUUUUGACAUAUUUGCUCCCAGGGGACCUGGUUUUGUCAGAGAGAGGUUUCAAUGUUAAAGAGUCUUCCCAAGUUAAAUUAAAGAUUGCAGCUUUCACUCUUGGCAAUAAACAGUUAAAUCCUGUUGACUUGGGGAACACCGAAGCCCUAAGGACACACAUUGAAAGAGUCACUGGAGUUCUCCGACACAAAUACACUAUUUUGCAAAGCACUGUCCCAAGAAGUUUCACAGCCAUUGACAGAGAAAAUGAUGUGACAUACCUCGACAAGAUGGUUAAAGUAUGUUGUGCUCUUGCAAAUGUCACUGAAUCUGUUUUACCCUUUAAAUGAUCCCAUAACAGAUGCAGGGGAAUGUAACUUCUAACAGAAGUGGUCAUAUAGGUCACAACACAUGUGUCAUUAUUGUUCUGUGACGGCAACAAACACAGCGAUAAGUGCAGCAUUGAUUGUAGUACUCUUUACACUUAAUAGACAUGAGCUUGUUAUAUCAAUUUGUUUUUCAAGUUUGUGUCCGGUGUGUUUGGAUGAAGCAUUUCAGUCAAUUUUGAAUUUUACUCCUUUAGUGCAAGCUAGACGAAUGGGUUACGUCUCUGUGCUCAAAAGCUAUGUCCAAUUCAUGUCCAGUGAGAAUCAUGUAUCUCCAGGUGUGUUGAUUUUGACUUGUUGAUGUUUACUUAGGAAAAUUAUCUUCUUGAGUGAAAUAAACUCCUCUUGCACACUGAACAAAGCUGAAAAAGGGUUGAAAUGGGAAGAUGACUGUUUUACAGAAAAAAUAGAUAUAAACUUUAAAGGAAAGGAACAUUUAGAAAUUAACUCAUGAUAAUUUAUGUCCUAUUUAAUCACAAUUUGUUAAAUGUAAUGCUUAUAUUUUUCAACUCUAUUAAUUUUCAUUCAGUUAAUUAUACAUGCAUUAUCUAUUAUUCAUUCAUGCCUGUAUUUGUUUAUACAUUUCUUAUUUAUGUAUACAUUUAUUUAUACAUUUUGACUGGGUCUCCUUAAUGUUCUCUUUACUACGAAACAGCACUGGCAAAAAUCCUGCUUGUGGCCCAAAAUAUGUUACAUUCCUAUGUUUUAAUUUAG